Molecule: messenger RNA, 3348 nt
Organism: Egretta garzetta (little egret)
Lineage: Eukaryota; Metazoa; Chordata; Aves; Pelecaniformes; Ardeidae
Gene: CRIM1
Product: cysteine rich transmembrane BMP regulator 1
Exons: 19
Coding region: 1-3348 (1115 amino acids)
Cellular component (GO): extracellular region
Molecular function (GO): protein binding; serine-type endopeptidase inhibitor activity
Source: RefSeq, a predicted model, not a curated record
AUGACCAAGAAAGCUGUACAGCUCCACUCCGUCACCGCUGCAACUUCAUCCAGCCUGGACGUGGCUUCGUUGUAUUUAGCAGUAUUUGGUAACUUGUAUCUAGGAGAAAUUAAGAGCUGGAUUUCAUUUCAGGAGCUGAACCUACUGACUCCUAAGCUAUUUGGACCAGUAAACCCCUUAGCAAAUCUAGAGGCAGCAAGAAGCAGGGUAAGUGAAUCUCCCUGUAAGGAUCCUUCACUGCUUCUUGCUGGGGAAAGCAGGGAUAUUCACCUUCCCUGUAAAGUUGUCAGGGGGUGGCUGUUGCUGCUGGCCCUGCUUUUGGGCGAGUCGGGGGCGCGGGCUUUAGUCUGCUUACCCUGCGACGAAUCUAAAUGCGAAGAACCCAAAAGCUGCCCCGGGAGCAUCGUGCUGGGGAUCUGCGGUUGCUGUUUCAUGUGCGCUCGGCAAAGGAACGAGAGCUGCGGGGGUGUCUACGGGCUGCACGGAGCUUGCGACCGGGGCUUGCGCUGGGUCACCCGACCGCCCCUCAACGGGGACUCCAUCACCGAGUACGAAGUGGGCGUUUGCGAAGAUGAAAACUGGGAUGAUGAUCAGCUUCUUGGAUUUGAACCGUGCAAUGAAAACCUUAUAACAGGUUGUAACAUAAUCAACGGGAAAUGCGAAUGUGACACCAUUCGGACCUGUAAUAAUCCAUUCGAAUUUCCAAGCCGGGAUACUUGCCUGUCGGCCUUAAAAAGGAUUGAAGAAGAGAAACCCGAUUGCUCCAAGGCCCGCUGUGAAGUCCAGUUUUCUCCUCGCUGCCCAGAAGAUUCCAUCCUGAUUGAAGGUUAUGCUCCUCCUGGCGAAUGCUGUCCGCUCCCGAGCCGUUGCGUGUGUAAUCCUGCAGGCUGCUUGAGGAAGGUUUGCCAACCUGGCUAUUUGAAUAUAUUGGUUUCUAAGGCGUCAGGAAAGCCAGGGGAAUGCUGUGAUCUCUAUGAAUGUAAACCAGUGUUCAGUGUGGAUUGCAGCACAGUCGAAUGUCCUCCUGUUCAACAAGUUGUUUGCCCACUGGAUAGCUACGAAACCCAAGUCAGGCUGACGGCUGAUGGCUGCUGUACCCUGCCCACAAGAUGCGAGUGUCUCUCUGGUUUAUGUGGUUUCCCCAUGUGCGAGGCAGGCUCCAUUCCCCAGAUAGUCUCACGUGGAGAUGGAACACCUGGCAAGUGCUGUGAUGUCUUUGAAUGUGUCAAUGAGAAGCCAACUUGCAUAUUUAACAGCAUGGAAUAUUAUGAUGGAGACAUGUUUCGAAUGGAUGCUUGUCGUUUCUGCCGAUGCCAGGGUGGAGUCUCCAUUUGUUUCUCUGCCCAGUGUGGUGAGCUGCACUGCGACAGGUACUACGUGCCCGAGGGAGAGUGCUGCCCGGUGUGUGAAGACCCGGUUUAUCCAGUAAAUAACCCUGCCGGCUGCUAUGCCAACGGUCAGAUCCAAGCUCAUGGGGACCGCUGGCGAGAGGACGACUGUACUUUCUGCCAGUGCAUCAAUGGAGAUCCGCACUGCGUCGCAACGGCCUGCGGGCAGAGCUGCCUAAAUCCUGUUAAAGUCCCUGGGGAGUGCUGCCCAGUUUGUGAAGAACCAACAUACAUCACAAUAGGUCCACCCACCUGUGAGAUUUUGGUGAACUGCACUUUGACUGAAAAAGACUGUAUCUAUAGUUUCAAACUGGACCAAAACGGUUGCCGCAUUUGUCAGUGCAAAACUAGGGAGGAGCUGUGCACUGGCCUCAUUUCGGGUUGUUCCUUGGACUGUUCCUUCGGCUUCCAGACGGAUGUCCACAACUGUGAGAUCUGUCAGUGCCGACCACGGCCUAAGAAGUGCAAACCCAUUGAAUGUGACAAGUACUGUCCCUUUGGAUACUUGAAGAACAAGCAUGGCUGUGAAAUCUGUCGGUGUAAGAAAUGCCCGGACCUGCCUUGUGGUAAAAUCUGCCCGAUGGGCUUCCAGCAGAACAAUCACGGCUGUGUUAUCUGCAAGUGCAGAGAGGCAACGGCUUCUCUUAUGCCUCCCGUUAAAACGGGCUCUUGCCUGUCAAUGGAUGGGCGCCGACAUGAGAACGAGGAGAGCUGGCAUGAUGGCUGCAGGGAGUGCUACUGUCACAACGGGCGGGAAAUGUGUGCCUUGAUCACCUGCCCCGUUCCUAAUUGCGGCAACCCCACCAUACACCCAGGGCAGUGUUGCCCAUCAUGUCCAGAUGAAAUAAUUGUGCAGAAGCCAGAGCUCACCAGCCCGUCGAUCUGUCAUGCUCCUGGCGGGGAAUACUUUGUGGAAGGAGAGACGUGGAAUAUUGAUUCUUGCACACAAUGUACAUGCCACAGCGGACGUGUCCUGUGUGAGACUGAAGUCUGUCCCCCUCUUCUUUGCCAAAACCCCACCCGCACACAGGACUCCUGCUGUCCACAGUGCCCAGAUGAGCCUCUUCAGCCCUCUUCGUCAAGCAAUGAGAGCAUGCCCAGUUAUUGCAAAAACGAUGAAGGAGAUAUUUUUCUGACAGCUGAGUCCUGGAAGCCCAAUGUCUGCACUAGCUGCAUCUGCAUGGAUGGUGUGAUUAGAUGCUACUCUGAGUCUUGCCCACCGGUAUCCUGUGAGAGACCUGUUUUGAGAAAGGGACAAUGUUGUCCUUACUGUAUUGAAGAUACAGUUCCAAAGAAAGUGGUCUGCCACUUCAAUGGGAAGACAUACGCGGACGAGGAGCGCUGGGACAUCGACAGCUGCACCCACUGCUACUGCCUGCAGGGCCAGACGCUCUGCUCCACCGUCAGCUGCCCACCCCUCCCCUGCGCCGAGCCCAUCAACGUGGAGGGGAGCUGCUGCCCCAUGUGCCCAGAGAUGUAUGUACCUGAACCUACUAACAUCCCCAUUGAGAAGACAAAUCAUCGAGAGGGCAUUGAACUAGAAGUACCAAACUGGCCAACACCGAGUGAAAAUGACAUCAUCCACAUUCACAGAGACAUGAGCCACCUCCAGGGAGAGUACAGAAGUGGCGGUGGACCGCACCCGAGCGAAGAUGCGUCGGUUAGCUCCGUUGCCUUGGUGACGAUUCCGAUCACGAUAGCGCUGUUGCUGAUCGUCGUCCUUCUGCUCGUCAAUCAGAAAAAGCAGUGGAUUCCAGUGUCCUGCUACAAAGCUCCAACAAAGCCUUCUUGCCUAAACAAUCAACUGGUAUAUGUGGACUGCAAGAAAGGUACCAUGGUCCAGGUGGACAGUUCUCAGAGGAUGCUAAGAAUUGCAGACCCAGAUUCAAGAUACAGUGGAUUUUACAGCAUGCAGAAACAGAACAACCUACAGGCAGAUAAUUUCUAUCAAACAGUUUGA